UCUGCGGAAUCACCAUGGCGACUGGGACCCUGUACACAUAUCCAGAAAACUGGCGGGCCUGCAAGGCCCUCAUCGCUGCUCAGUACAGUGGGGCUCAGAUCCGAGUGCUCUCCAUGCCACCCCACUUCCACUUUGGCCAAACCAACCGCACCCCCGCAUUUCUCCGCAAAUUCCCUGCUGGCAAGGUCCCAGCGUUUGAAGGUGAGGAUGGAUUCUGUGUGUUUGAAAGCAAUGAUGUGAGCAAUGAGGAGCUAUGGGGAAGAACCCCCGAGGCAGCAGCCCAGGUGGUGCAGUGGGUGAGCUUCGCAGACAGCAACAUAGUCCCCCCAGCCAGUACCUGGGUGUUCCCCACGUUGGCCGUCAUGCAUCACAACAAGCAGGCCACCGCGAACGCCAAGGAGGAGGUACGGCCAAUUCUGGGCCUGCUGGAUGCUCACUUGAAAACCAGGACUUUCCUGGUGGGUGACCGAGUGACCCUGGCUGACAUCGCAGUCGUCUGCACCCUCUUGUGGCUCUAACAGGCCCUUGAGCCUUCUUUCCGCCAGGCCUUCCCCAAUACCAACCGCUGGCUCCUCACCUGCAUUCACCAGCCCCAGUUCCGGGCCGUCUUGGGGAAGGUGAAGCUCUGGGAGAAGUUGGCACAGGUUGACGCUAAAAAGUUUGCUGAGAUCCAGCCUAAGAAUGACGCCCCGUGGAAGGAGAAGGCGCCCCGGGAGGAUAAGCAGAAGGCCCAGGUGGAGUGGAAAGAAGAGAAGAAGGCCACGGCUCCUGCCCCUGAGGAGGAGAUGGAGGAAUGCAAACAGGUGCUGGCCGCUGAGCCCAAGGCCAAGGGCCCCUUUGCUCACCUGCCCAAGAGUCCCUUCAUGCUGGACGAGGUGAAGCACAAGUACUCCAACGAGGACAACCUCUCGGUGGCGCUGUCGCAUUUCUGGUCCCUGUGGUAUGCCGAGUACCACUUCCCCGAGGAGCUGAGCCAGACACUCGUGAGCUGCAACCUCAUCACUGGAAUGUUCCAUGGAUUGGACAAGCUGCGGAAGAAUGCCUUCGCCAACGUUAUCCUCUUCGGAACCAACAAGAGCAGCUCCAUUUCGGGGGUUUGGGUCUUCAGAGCCCAAGAGCUUAUCUUUCCACUGAGUCCAGAUUGGCAGGUGGACUAUGAGUCGUGCACAUGGCGGAAACUGGAUCCCGGCAGUGAGGAGACACAGACGCUGGUCCAAGAGUACUUCUCCUGGGAGGGGGCCUUCCAGCACGUGGGCAAAGCCCUCAGCCAGGGCAAGAUCUUCAAGUGA
Echinops telfairi (small Madagascar hedgehog) is the source of this 1289-nucleotide messenger RNA. RefSeq names its product elongation factor 1-gamma-like. Gene Ontology annotation, molecular function: translation elongation factor activity. Gene Ontology annotation, biological process: translational elongation. Gene Ontology annotation, cellular component: cytoplasm; nucleus. The record is from RefSeq and is a predicted model, not a curated record. NCBI's taxonomy places the organism in Eukaryota, Metazoa, Chordata, Mammalia, Afrosoricida, Tenrecidae.